Solanum pennellii is the source of this 546-nucleotide messenger RNA. RefSeq lists its product as uncharacterized. The transcript is spliced from 2 exons. The coding region runs from base 1 to 546 and encodes 181 amino acids. Gene Ontology annotation, biological process: proteolysis. The record is from RefSeq and is a predicted model, not a curated record. Gene Ontology annotation, molecular function: cysteine-type peptidase activity. NCBI's taxonomy places the organism in Eukaryota, Viridiplantae, Streptophyta, Magnoliopsida, Solanales, Solanaceae.
AUGCAUGCUGCUACACCUUGGCAUAAGAUUGAUUAUGUUUUUGUUCCUGUCCACGUCAAGGAGAAAUUUCAUUGGGUGUUGGCUGUGAUAUCAUUGAAUGAUAAGUGUAUCAACGUGUAUGACUCAUAUAGGGCAGCAGGUCACGAUGCAGCUAUCAGGGCAGAGAUAGUUAAACUGUCUCAGUUGAUCCCUUUGAAGUUAUCAGUCAAUGAAUAUUACAACAAAAAAGGAAUUGAUGUAUCGCAAGCUCAACAAGAGAACGAGUUCUUUAAUGUAGUAUUCAUAGAUAAUGUUCCUCAACAGGCGCAUGGGUCUCUAGAUUGUGGUAUUUAUAUGCUAGCUUUUGCCGAAUACUUGUCAUACGGACAAGGUAUUCCAGCGAAUGUUUUGGAUGCAUCGCGUUUACGGUCAAGAUAUGCUACACUUCUUUGGAAUUAUGGCCAACAAAAGAAUGAUGCCGGAGCAAUAAGUGACAAUGAAGCACCUCCACGAUAUAGCAGAUUCAAUGUAGCAAUGGAGGAAAUUGAUACAAUUCAAAUAGAUUAG